Messenger RNA from Larimichthys crocea (large yellow croaker), 3751 nucleotides. It is a transcript of the gene cobll1b, whose product is annotated as cordon-bleu WH2 repeat protein-like 1b. Gene Ontology annotation, molecular function: actin monomer binding. Bases 148 to 3261 code for a protein of 1037 amino acids. NCBI's taxonomy places the organism in Eukaryota, Metazoa, Chordata, Actinopteri, Sciaenidae. Gene Ontology annotation, biological process: signal transduction. The transcript has 15 exons. The record is from RefSeq and is a predicted model, not a curated record.
CUAAACCAGUGGAUUUAGUGUGUUGUUUUUUCAAGGCGUGGUUGUAUUGGGUUGUUUGUUCUCGCCCAAGAUGUGAACUUGGACAUGAUGACGCCUCAUCAGGAUCCUGGAGGCAGUCUGCAACUAACGUUACCUAUCUGAAGACUGAUGGAAGCUGACAUCUGCGUCGAAAACCAACCACAUUCAUGUCCGAGGGAUUUUGUUAAACCAAUGAGUUUAGUCAUGGAUGAUCAUGGAUCCCAGCCACAUGCACGGAGCUCUGGUCUGAGGGUGUCGACUAAGAGCAAAGCACCAUCCCCGCCAGGACUAAAGAAGCUGGAAUCCCCAGGUUUCUCUCAGUGGUACCCAGGAAGUCCUCAUUUAACCAUGGACCAGAAGGAGAACCUUAUUGAUAAAGACCUCUCUCUGGUUGUGGUUCUGCCUGGCGGAGAAGAGAAGUUGACCACAGUCCAUGGAAGCAAACCCCUUAUGGACCUAUUAGUGACGCUUUGUGCAAAGUAUCACCUGAACCCAUCGAGCCACACCUUAGAACUGGUCACCACGAACAGGAAGAACACCAAACUCAAGCCCAAUGCUCUCAUAGGAACUUUGGAUGCAGAGAAGAUCAUACUUAAACCUAAAGGGGAGGAUAAAAAUAAGAAGACAGCUCCCCAGAUGCCUGAGGCAACCGUUCGGAUGGUGAUAAACUACAAAAAGACGCAGAAAACUAUACUACGAGUUAAUCCUCGAGUUCCCCUGGCUGAACACUUACCAGCCAUCUGUGAGAAAUGUGAAUUUGAGGUGGAGACUACAGUUUUGUUGAAAGAUGUCCAAUCACUGGCCCCUUUGGACUUGUCAAGCUCUCUUAAUGAUUAUGCAAUAAGGGAGGUGUAUGCAAGAGACACUAAAGGACAACGUGCUUCUCCAGUGUGUCCAGCAUCACCAUCUAAUGCAGGAACAGUCAUGCCCGGAAAAGAUAAAAAUCAAAAAGAGGAAGAAAACAAAGGCCUCUUCAGCAAGUUUAGAAAAAGCAAGAAAAAAUCUGAACAGGCAAUGACAGCCAGUGCUCCAGCUUCUCCUGUGCUUGUGAGCAAGCCUCGACCUCUCAGCAUGGCCUUACCUAGCUCAAAUUCGUCUCCACUCGGCUCCCCUACAACCACUGAUGUGCCAAAGAAAAGACGCGCACCUCAACCCCCAAUCCUUGUGUCUCAGAGCUGCCCCUCGGAUCUCAGCACUCGUCAGAGACUCAACUCUGAACCCAACACCCAACUGGAUGGUGACCAGAUGUCUGGUUUUAGUCGUGGGUCCUCAGCAGAGUCUUCACUGAAGAGAACCAAACGUAAAGCUCCUCCACCACCCACAUCCCCUAGUGCUGCUGUCCAAGAAACAGUUCCUCCUGAUGAAAAGUUGCAAGGGGGUGCAGCUGCUAACACACUGGAGGAGAUUGUGGAGCAAGAGGAGAUCACUGCCUCUGCAAUGUCUGCAACUGCUAAUGAUACCCAGGGAGAGGACAGCAGCCUCAAUAUGUCUGCUGAUGUUUCACUGCAUACCCCGUCCCCUGAUCCUGACAUAGUGAGCACAAUGUCCGUUGAGGAGGGCAGUGGGGAAGAUCAGUCUUAUGAUCUGUCCUCAGAUGGCAAUCAACUGCAGAGCACAGGGAACAAUUCAGCAGCUCCGAGUGAAGUCAGGACAACUGAUGGAACAGGCUUAUCUGAACUGGCAGAUACUAAUGGUGGUCCGUGUCAACUUGAAAAUGUAAGCCAGCAGGUAAUGUGUGAAGGGUCUACACCUGAAAGCGUAGAAGGUGAUUGCAGUACUGUACCCAGCAGCCUCCCUCCGCCUGUGAUGCAGGAUGCAGAAGCACAGGCCUCCGCUCAGGCAAACACUGAAACCCUCUGGGAACAGACUGAUAGGUUGGAGAGCCCGGUGACUACCAGCCCAUCACGCCCCACUGGAGAGGAUGCUCAAGUGCAAACAGAUGUCACACAACUACCUGUGCCUCCAGAACAACACAUAGACAAAAUUCCUUCCUCGGUUAAUGCGCCUGUCGUUGAAUCAGCGGGGAAGAAAGAUAUGGCCACUUUGACUGAGGAACUGGACCCGCCUGACCUCAAGAAUGCCUUAUCUGACACCUCAGAGACCUCAACAUGCCAAGACUCAACACCGAGUGCCCCUGCCACAACAAAGGCACCAUCUAUUUAUGCCACAAAUUCUGAGCCAAAGCCCAAGCCUUCCAACGAGCUGACAAGGGACUACAUUCCCAAGGUGGGGAUGACAACGUAUACCAUCGUGCCUCAGAAGUCCCUGGAGAAACUUAGAUAUUUUGAAGUUGCACUGACACUGGAGACGCCUCUUGCAGCUCCAGAAGAGGGACUUAAUAUUGGUUCUCUUCAGCUGGAGGAAACUACAGCACCAGGAGAACAGACAGAAGUCUCAAAGGAAAAAAGUGAGCUGCACUCUACUAUACCCAGGGAAGACUUACUGACUAGCACUACUACUACUACCCAAGACACUGUUAAUGGAAGUAUACCUGAAUCCACUCAUUCCUCAUCACCAACAAGUUUACCUAAAGCGGAUGACAAGAUGUCAUCCUCGGCUGAUGGGGUAUCUCAAGCAAGUUCACCAGUAGAGGUCAAGGAGAUGAAAAUUCCACCCGCAACUAAACCUAAGCCUGGUUCUUUCCGCUUGGCACAGCACAAAAAAACACCUGGGUAUUAUGUAACUUCAGCAGCGGAAAAGCGACUCAGUGCCACUCCUGGCUCUGGCCAGAGGGAGGCUCAAGCAAGUGCAGAGAAAACACAAUUACCACUCCCUCCUCCUCCUCCACCUCCUGUGCAGUAUCAAGAGGAGACGACAGGGGCCGCAAACGUUGAGCUGAGCCCAAAAGGAGAUAACAAGAAUGUAGCCAUGAUGCGAAUCACAAGGCAAAGUAGUUUGCCGUGUAAAGAGCCAAGCUUAGGGUUAAGUUUGGAAAAAUUAAGGAGCUUUGCAGCCCCUAGGCCAUAUUCUCCUGCAACACCAUCCCGCUUUGCCCAGGCAGUGUCCUCUGCUGUGAAAAGAAGCCAGUCCUUAUCCUACAAGUCGCCUCAUUCGCCUGUUUCGCCAUCACUGUCCCCAAUUCCAAGUCACUCACCAGUCAGUGAGUCAGAAGGAUUAUCUAAGCUCGAGGAUGGUGAAAAUAGAGGGUUGGAUAGCGACAAAGGCUCCACUCUGCAGGGAGUAGACGGUGAACCACAGUCUUUUAGUGGGAAUGUUCAAGUGGAAGGAGAGAGCAGUCCAUAGCAGUGCUAUAAUUCUUUUGACAAUAUAUCAUCUACUGAGGAGAUUAUCCGGUCUACUAUGAGUUCUCUAGUAUCCCACGACACAGAAGCAGAAACUGUCUUUUGUUUUACCUCUUUUGGUAGUCUCCAACAGUGUACAUAAAAUGAUGUAUUUUGAUAAUUAAUAAUUGCUGUAUUUUGUCUUUAUUUUCUCAUACGUCAUUAAGUAAUCUCCCUAGCUGACCAGCAUAUUUUAAUGCUUCUCUUUUAUUUUGUGUGACGACUAUCUUGCAUUUAAUGCAUUACUGUUGUGAGUGAACAUUAAAUGAGAACAAUUCUAUAAAUUAUUAGACUGAUUACCACAGUUACUGGGUUUAUAAAUAAUACUGGAUGUGUAGGACAGACCAGGUCUUGCCCUAUGGUACUUAAAUGCUCCUUAGAUUAUACAUUACAUUUAUAUUUAAGUAUUACAGAGUUUUGAUGAAGAUAUAUGCAAAAAAAAUAAUAAAAUA